AUGUCUAUGAGAGCGGAGGCUCUGCCCACAGCUACAGUAACUGUAAAGUCUCCUGAGGGUCCAUACUACCCUGGAGAUGAGGUCACUCUGAGGUGUGAUAUAGCAGAGUACGUAGACUGGUAUCAGUAUUACUGGUACAGAGACCAGGAUUCCAUUAAAAAUGGGGAAAGUCGAUCCAUCACCAUUUCCCUCCCUGAUCAAGCUGGCCAGUACCAGUACACAUGUGAAGGGACCAGGGAAGAUAAUCCAAAGACUUCUCAGCGUAGUACACCUGCCUCUAUGACUGUAACAGAUUUUCCAGUGCCUUCAUUGACAGUACAACCCAGUCCUGUGUUCACUGGAGAAGCAGUCACUCUGACGUGUGUAAUACAGCCUUCAACUGGCUGGACAUAUGCAUGGGAUAAGCCCCUGUCAUCCACAGCCUCUGAGACAAUCACCCACAUCUACACCAUCAGCAGAGCCUCUGUGUUUGAUCAGGGGGAGUACAAAUGCUCAGGAGUGAGAGAUGGAAGCAGGAAAUCAUCACCUUACAGCAACACUGUUCAGCUUAUAGUGAGACCUCUUCCCACAGCUACAGUAGAGUCUCCUGAGGGUCCAUACUACCCUGGAGAUAAAGUCAUUCUGAAGUGUGAUAUAGCAGAAUACACAGGCUGGUAUCGGUAUUACUGGUACAAAGAUGGAUAUUCCAUUCAAAAUGGGGCAAGUCGAGCCAUCACCAUUCCCCUCCCUGAUCAAGCUGGCCAGUACACAUGUGAAGGGAGCAGAAUAAAUAGACCAAAGACUUCUCAGCGUAGUACACCUGCCAUUAUCAGUAUAACAGCCCUGCCCACUGCUACAGUGACCAUAGAGCCAGAGAGUCCAGUGUAUGUUGGAGAGGAAGUCACUCUGAAGUGUGUGAUAUAUUCUGAGGGUGACUGGGCGUAUAAGUGGUUUAAAGGGUCCAGCAGUAAUCAUCUCUCUCAGCCUGACACCAGCACACUGACCAUCACAGCAGCAGCCAAGUCUGAUGAGAGUCAUUACUGGUGUCAGGGAAAGAUAAGAGGCAGAGCUGUGUCUUCACAGAUGAGUGGACGUGUUGAUCUUGCUGUGAAAGAUCUCCCCACAGCUGCAGUAGCUGUAGAGUCUCCUCAGCCUCCCUUCUAUUCUGGAGAGAAAGUCACUCUGAGGUGUGACAUAGAACAGUACACAGAGAGGGAUCAGUAUGUCUGGUAUAAAGGCAGUCAGCAGAUAUCCAGACAGAAAAAGAAGACUAUCACCGUCUCUCGUCCUGAAGAUGCUGGCCAGUACACAUGCAAAGGGCGUAGAGGAGUUCGGCCGAUUAAUUCUCAGCACAGUGCAUCUGUCUCUAUCAGUGUCACAGCCCUGCCUACACCUACACUGAGUGUGCAGCCAGAGAGUCCUGUGUUCACUGGAGAGGAAGUCACUCUGAAGUGUGAGAUUGAGCCUGAGGGUGUCUGGAAGUACAAGUGGUAUAAAGACAAGAGCAAUAUCCCACAUUCUCAGACUUAUACCAACACAUACCCCAUCACUGCAGCUGCUGAGUCUCAUGAGGGCCAGUACUGGUGUCAGGGGGAGAGGACAGACAGACCCACAACAUCACAACCAAGCAGGAAGAUAAAGCUUGAUGUCAAAGCUCUGCCCACAGCUACAGUAACUGUAGAGUCUCCUGAGGGUCCAUACUACCCUGGAGAUGAGGUCACUCUGAAGUGUGUUGUAGCAAACUAUAGAAAAUGGUAUCAGUAUAACUGGUACCGUACUGGUCGUCCUGCAGAUCCAUUUUACUAUAAGAGUCAAACCAUCACCAUUACUCUACCUGAUAAAGUUGGCCAGUCCCACUACACAUGUGACGCAUUCAGAGGCAACAGACCACAGCAUUCCAAGCGCAGUGACCCGCUAUCUAUCAGUACACAAGCGCUGCCUUUGGCUACACUGACUGUAGAGCCCCAGAGUCCUGUGUUCACUGGAGAGACGGUCACUCUGGAGUGUGUGAUAGAGUCUCUCACUGGCUGGACAUAUAAGUGGUAUAAGGAGUCUAGCAGAAGCCCAGUGUCUGAGGGAAACAUCUUCACCAUCAGAGGAGCUGCUGAGUCUCAUAAGGGCCAGUACUGGUGUCAGGGGGAGAGGAGACACAGACCCACAGCAUCACAACCAAGCAGGAGAAUAACUAUUGAUGUCAAAGCAUCAAAGCCCAAACUCAUAUUAGGUCUAUCAGGCCACCAGCUCUUCACAGGAGACUCAAUGACUCUGAGAUGUGAGUUGGGCGUUUCCUCUGGUUUGGUGUUCUACUGGUACAGAGACACACAGACCUCUGAUCCUGUGGCCCAGACUAAUGGAGACUCCUACAGCAUCAGCUCUGUUAAAGUCUCUGAUGGAGGACAGUACUGGUGCAGAGCUGGGAGAGGAGGCCCAGUCUACAAUACUCAAUAUAGUGAUGCAGCUAAGAUAAAGGUUACAGACUUGACUGAUGCAUAA
This is a messenger RNA of Sardina pilchardus (European sardine), 2472 nucleotides long. Its product is annotated as Fc receptor-like protein 5. Gene Ontology annotation, molecular function: transmembrane signaling receptor activity. Gene Ontology annotation, biological process: cell surface receptor signaling pathway. The record is from RefSeq and is a predicted model, not a curated record. The coding region runs from base 1 to 2472 and encodes 823 amino acids. Lineage: Eukaryota; Metazoa; Chordata; Actinopteri; Clupeiformes; Clupeidae. Gene Ontology annotation, cellular component: plasma membrane. The transcript has 11 exons.